AGAGAGAGAAUUUUCCGGAUAUCUGAGGCCCGAGUCCGGUUCGACCGGGCACCACCACCCAAAUUCGUCGCAGGCUUUCGCAGACUCGCCGUCGCACCAUCAUCAACUUCCUCUCUCUCUCUCUCUCCCUCGCUCGCGGAGGCGCUGCGGCGGAGGAGAAAGCGGAAGACGGACUCGUCGAGGCUGAUUCCCCGACGGCCGUCGCCAUCCGGACCGCGACGUCGGGAAACGCGAGCGAGGCUCCUGCUCCGUCCUUUCGUUCCGCGAGGCGGUUGCGCAGCAUGAUUGACUUGGCUGUGGAGCAUGUUGAAGCCACAGUCAGGGAGGAAAAUGAGAGAACAUGUUGGGGUUGUGGACUUCGCCUUCUUUUACCAUCCAACGCACCUGUUUUUAAGUGUGGUUGGUGUGGAGCCAUAACAAAUGACCACGCACAGAAACGAAAAGAUAAGUCCCUGUGGUGGAGACGCUGGCGUGACCGGUGCUUUGUUAGUGUUGUGUCAUUGUUUAUGCUCUUCAUAUUGUGCGGUGGAGUUUGGGCAGUUUACCCUGUUGUUUUCUCCAUCAGCAAUUUCUGUGGCAUCUUCCACUCCCUUGUAACUGCAGUAUUGGCAGUAAGUACCUUUACAACCUUCGGCCUUGCUGCAUUUCGCUGUGCGGGCAGGCCUCCAAAUAUACAGUGGGGCAGCUAUCCACUGGUGGGGAAGGGGCACCUUCAGGACUAUACCUUCUGUCUUUAUUGUUGUAAGCCAAAGUCACCAAGAACUCAUCAUUGUCGUUCAUGCGGAAUGUGUAUAGAGGACAUGGAUCAUCACUGCCCGUUUAUAGGGAACUGUGUCGGAGCAACAAACCAUCGGCACUUUAUUAUCUUCCUCAUCUUGACUCUAAUCAGCACCAUGUACGUCGCGAUUAUGUGUUCUUAUGCAGGGCGGCAUAUCUGGCCACCACCGAGGUUUACAUCUCUUGCUCGUCCACACACAUUUGGCAGCGGUUCUGCUUCAAGAGUGGUCAGAGAACUAUCUCUUGCUUUGUUAGGUUCUGCUAUGCUAUUGUCAACCAGGGGCAUUAUUCUUGUGUACUUAAUUGUUUCUAGUGUCUCUGUUCAGAUAGGCCUCACUGUCCUUUUAUGGCAACAACUAUGUUAUAUCUAUGAAGGGCAAACGUAUUUAAGCCAUCUAAGUUCAGGGGCAGGUGGUGGGUCUGGGGAGAGAGAUUGUCGAAACCUCGUGCGUUUUUUCGGUUGUCCCUACUCUUUCUCGAGAUAUUUGCCGAUUUUCCGGAGUUCUCGGAAGAGACAUAGAAUAUGAGAUAGGAUGUGAAAAAAAAAAAAAAAACUCUCUCGUUUCUCGAUGAAGAGUGUUUUUCUCCCAUAUUCCACUGCUGAAGAUGUCUAUUUAGGAAUCAUCUUGCAAUGAAUGCCUUUGUCGUCCUAUCUCUCCUUUCAGUUACCAUUAAUUUUAGAUUUAUAACCAGUGAUGCUGUUUGUCA
Molecule: messenger RNA, 1485 nt
Organism: Syzygium oleosum
Lineage: Eukaryota; Viridiplantae; Streptophyta; Magnoliopsida; Myrtales; Myrtaceae
Product: protein S-acyltransferase 11
Exons: 4
Coding region: 282-1304 (340 amino acids)
Molecular function (GO): palmitoyltransferase activity
Source: RefSeq, a predicted model, not a curated record